AUGGAUUACGAUUGCUAUGAUAUUCAUAAUAAUGAUGUAAUUAAAAAAUUAAUAGAGUUAAUUUCAAAAAUAGAAAUAAUUGAAAAAAUCAUCAAUAUAGUUACCCAAAGUGAUUUAUUCAAAAUUUUUUCAGGCAAAUAUUCACUAGCAAUAACAUAUUUGGUAUUUAUUGUUUUAAUUGGAUCCUUUAAAUUAAUUGUAAAAUAUAAACAAAAUUGGAGGCUACCAAAAGUUAUUAUUAUUGGAACUCAUGGUUUCUUUUUAAUAUUGGUUGUUUUGGAAAUUAUUAAUGAUUUCUCAAAAUAUGGUUUCUCUUCAUCUUUUUCAAACUCAAAUUCAAGUGAAACAUUUUCUAAUUUCUUUAUGUUAUUCCAUACAAUAAAGAAUGUUGUUGAUUUUGUCAGAGAGAAAAAAGAUAGAUGCACAUGUUUCGAAGAAGAUGAAAGAGAUGGUAUUGAGUUAUUAUCAAGUACAGAAAUCGAACACGAAAAUAACUACAUAAUAGAUCUUAUAAAUUCAAAAAAUAAAAAAAAAUAUAUAAGAUUGGAAUAA
Dictyostelium purpureum is the source of this 552-nucleotide messenger RNA. RefSeq lists its product as uncharacterized. The transcript has 2 exons. The coding region runs from base 1 to 552 and encodes 183 amino acids. Lineage: Eukaryota; Evosea; Eumycetozoa; Dictyosteliales; Dictyosteliaceae. The record is from RefSeq and is a predicted model, not a curated record.